GUCAUCGCGUUUGCGUUCUGCCAGUGACAGUGCUUGUGAUUUUAUGCGGUGUACUUUUCGAAGCAUAAAUUAUAAAGUAAAAUUUAGAAAAUAAAACACGCAGCUAGGAAGCGUGUAUUCCAAAAAAUAGUUUCUAAUUCAACAUUGCGGCUGCCUACCAGGAACCAUGACGGAUGUGUUGGACAUUUAUAAUCACGAGGAAUUCGAAGUGGACGAAGACGGCGAUCAGGGAAUCGCUCGGUUGAAGGAGAAAGCACGUAAACGCAAAGGACGCGGCUUUGGCAACGAGAGCAUCCCUCGCGAGGCAAUCGAUUACGAACGCCUUCAAGAUGAUGAAGACGAAUCCGAGCCCGGGCCGCAACGUUCAGUGGAAGGAUGGAUUCUCUUCGUAACAUCGAUUCAUGAGGAAGCACAAGAAGAUGACAUACAGGAAAAGUUCUGUGAAUUCGGAGACAUUAAAAAUAUACACCUGAAUCUGGAUCGUCGCACCGGUUUUCUAAAAGGGUACGCUUUGGUCGAAUACGAAACCUACAAACAAGCAUUAGCGGCAAAGGAGGCACUUAAUGGAUCAGAGAUUUUGGGUCAAACUAUCGCCGUUGAUUGGUGCUUCGUGAAAGGCCCAAAGAAGCUGAAAAAGUCUGGCGAACGUCGGAGACGAUAGGGAAGAACAGCUUUUUGACAAGUUUCUUAUUUAACUCAUAAACAAAACAUGUAUUAAACGAAAACGUAUAAUAAAACCAGGAUUUAAUAACAAGAAACAAAACAGAAUUUGGGAGUCCAAUUUGAUGUUCUCUGAAUUGCCCCCGCACGUUGUACUGUCCGGAGUUGGAUUAUGGCCAAUAUUCAUCAGUUCUUCCAAUAGUUCAUUCAAUUCUUUUUCAUGUGUAACUUUUGUUCCGGUGGCCGUCGAUGCAGAACACUGUCGGCCAGUGUAUCUAUGAGAGGAAUAAUAUGUUAGCGGAAUAGGAGAACUUGUUAAUUUCUAUUGUAAAAAAAAAAAAAACAAUUAGUAAUUCGAGUUAUUCUGUCCGUUCCAUCACGUUCAUUUGGUUGACGUGGAAUUUGUGACAUGAGUGUAGUUAAAUUUUAGAAGAAUAUAUUUUUUCGUGGAAUUUCAAUUUUAAAUAAGUUGUACGGCUGAGAGAAGAAAGUAUAAAGUACGAAUACCUAAUCAAGAACAAAAAUAAAUGGUUUAAUCGCCAAUUGACGAUGCUGAUUUUCAAUUAGCAAAUCUCAUAAUUUCAUUAAUUUUUAGAUUGGUUAUUCAAGGUUAGUCACUAACAAUUUCACUUUUGAAACACUUAUUUGCAGAGGAACGGCAAUAAGAAAUCCUUACAAAAACUGGCUUUUUAACCAAAGUAUAGCUUUCAGAAAGUUAAUUCGGAUCAAAAAUUUAUUCAUUCUUGAUGCUCUUAUUUUUAUUUUUCACGAGAUGAUUUGCUAUCGUAAGAUACAGUUUUUGUAUGCUUUCAGUGCAUUGGGGGCUGCUUGACUAUCUGAGAAAGUGUAGAUGGCAUACCUAUAUUUCCGAGCCAAACAAAUACUUGUGCAUGUUAAAAUAGCAUUUAUUCAAGCUUAAAAAACUGUGGACCACUGUUCCAUUGGAAUUUAAAUAUGAUCACUGGUCAGUGUCCUCAGCGCCUGUAGAUUCACCCAUUUUAAAGCCAUCUGUAUAAAAUAUGACUUAUCCUGGACGAGUUUUAGGACCCCUUCUUCCUAUUCGCUGCGAUCGGAUUCAAUCACUUUGAAAGUAAUAUUGAAGUUAGUCUUAGAGUCCAUUCAUGAUUACAAAUGUGUUCAGUUGAAAAUCUUCGAGGAUUCAUAAAUGUCCCUUGAGAUUCUCUUUAUGGUAAUUUUAACACGUUUGAGAGCCUCUUUUCGGCUUCUAGUUGAUGGCCGAGUAUAUCCAGUAUUUAGAGCGAAUGUUAGAGAACGUAAAUAUUUUUGAAAAACUUGUUGUGUGCUAUUUAAAAAACUAAAAGAAAAAUAAAGUCAGUUUAAGUUUAUUUUAGAAAACAAAAAAUCUAAUGAUGUUGCCAACCACUGGUCGUGUUGGUGCUAGAUCAGUGGAACUUUGAAUUGAGUGAACGUCUUCAAUUUCAGUCUUUGGCGAGGAAACACGUUUGGUUUGAUAAAC
Molecule: messenger RNA, 2137 nt
Organism: Wyeomyia smithii (pitcher-plant mosquito)
Lineage: Eukaryota; Metazoa; Arthropoda; Insecta; Diptera; Culicidae
Gene: tsu
Product: RNA-binding protein 8A
Exons: 2
Coding region: 167-661 (164 amino acids)
Biological process (GO): RNA splicing
Cellular component (GO): exon-exon junction complex; cytoplasm; nucleus
Molecular function (GO): mRNA binding
Source: RefSeq, a predicted model, not a curated record